AUGCAGGAUGGUUCAAAUUAUCUGGGGCUUGAUAAAAAGCAGCAAAAGGGUUUACAUCUGGUUCUUAGUUUGGCACCAUCCCAGGCAAUGGCGCCAAAAAUGUCUGCCUUGCCAAUUAGAAAAAUAACUAGACUUAAGCAUCCACAUUUUUUUGGAAGGAUGAGGAGUGAAGUAUGUGGUGUCAAGAAUGAGGAGAAAAAAAGAGCCAAUCUAAAUGGAGGAGGCAACAGAGCUAGUUUGGGGGUUUCGUGUUCGAGUCCCGGGGAUGGCAAGUGCUUGGACCCCAAUGCCCCCGAGUUCACCCCUCCUUCGAUAUUGUAUUCACAGCGCAUAUUCAGUCCGCCUGUGAGUUCUCAUAACAUCUAUGGACAAAUUUCUGUAGUUCACCUCAGCAGUGAAAUGCAGCAACAGCAAAAGCCAUUAUGGCAUUUAUCUCCUGCUCAAGACAGUUUUGACAAUGGAGGUGUCCAUCAUUUGAGUUACAACACGAGCUUGACUCCCCGGACUUGUUACAGAGAUUCUGCUACUUUUUACAUGUUUGACGAGAAUUCAGCAGAAUUAUAUGAGGGCACCCCUCGUACUACUCUCAUGGUCAGAAAUAUUCCCAACAAGUACAGCCAGUCUGAGCUGAUAAAAUUGCUGGAUGAGCAUUGUUUACAGCAGAACAGUCAAAAGUCUGGUUCAAAUGAAGUUGAAUCCGCCUAUGAUUUUGUUUACUUGCCUAUUGAUUUCAAAAACCGGUGCAAUUUGGGUUACGGGUUUGUAAACUUCACGAGUGUUAAAGGGGCACUGAGAUUCUAUAAGGCUCGCCAUUUAAAAAUGUGGGAACGCUUCAAUUCAAACAAGAUUUGCGAGAUAAGUUAUGCCCGCCUGCAGGGAAAGGCAGCUUUGGAAGAGCAUUUUCUGAACUCCACAUUUCCAUGCAACACUGAAAAAUAUUUGCCGGUGAAAUUCUCACCACCACGCAAUGGAAUCCAAUGCACACCACCAACAGUCGCAGCCGGUCAUCUGUCAGGGAAGCGUAGUUUUAGAUGUAAUUCUACUCCACUUUCAAAUUCCUCUAAUGUGGUCAUGAAUGCCAUUGAGAAGAAUUCAAAGAGCUGCGAAAAUGGUGCCACUAAUGAUAUUAAUAGUAAUGUUUCUUCACCAGACGGUGCUAAUGUACCAACGAACUAA
Messenger RNA from Cryptomeria japonica (Japanese cedar), 1176 nucleotides. Its product is annotated as protein MEI2-like 1. The transcript is spliced from 7 exons. Gene Ontology annotation, molecular function: nucleic acid binding. NCBI's taxonomy places the organism in Eukaryota, Viridiplantae, Streptophyta, Pinopsida, Cupressales, Cupressaceae. The coding region runs from base 1 to 1176 and encodes 391 amino acids. The record is from RefSeq and is a predicted model, not a curated record.